Molecule: messenger RNA, 768 nt
Organism: Diversispora eburnea
Lineage: Eukaryota; Fungi; Glomeromycota; Glomeromycetes; Diversisporales; Diversisporaceae
Source: the annotation of a GenBank genome assembly
AUGGAUAUUGAUCCCGAUUCUCAUUCUCAUUUGAAAAGUGAAAAAUCACUUGAAUCAAUAUCUAAAUUAUCUAAAUUAGAUAGUCUAGGAACUCAAUUCGGUUUUGUCGUGGGAAUUAAUGAAGUAACAAAACAUCUUGAACAACCUUUUAAUUCUGAUAUCGUAUCAUACUUUCAGAAAAGAUAUCACAGAAAUAACCACAAUUUAAAUAGAUCAUUAAAUUUGAAAGAGUCUAAUAAACAACAAAGAGAACCUUUGAGAAUGGUUUUUGUAUGCAAAGCUGAUUUAUCAACACCAAAUUUGGUAUCCCAUUUCCCUAUUAUGACAAGUAUAGCUCAUGUAUUACUUGUACUAUUACCGCUAAAUUCUUCUAAAGUACUUGAGGAAUAUACUGGAAUCAAUAAAAUAAGGACUUUAGGAAUAAAGAAAAGAUCGCCCGCAUUUGACAACAUUUACAAACUGGUUCAAGAUAGAGUGAAACCAGUUGCUGCUUCAUGGUUAAUGCUGCCCUUAGAACAAGAAAUUUCAAAGAAAAGAAGAAGUGAAGAGGAGCAAAUAGUAGAUGAUCCUUCAUCAUCUACUAUCCAAAACCAAAUUCCUGAAAUGUUAACAAAGCAAGUAACAUCUGUUGAAUAUUUUCCCACUAAAAUUAAACAACUUAAAACAACUGCUCCCGUAAAUAAAGAGCAGCAUACGCAAGAAAAAAGAUUAAAAAAGAAACAACGAAAACUUCUGAAACAAGAAACAAAUUCAAAAUUAAAUACCUGA